AUGGUUGCUACCAUCUUCGACGACCGCUGUGCGGAGCUUCGCGCUCCCGGCUUCCUCAACCUGACAAUCUCCAUCAUUAUCCUCAUCGGACUCCUCGUCUCGUACUUGCCUCAACACUACCGCAUCAUCGCCAGAGGCACCUCGGAGGGCAUCUCGCCAUGGUUCGUCCUGCUGGGAGUCACGUCCGCGACUGCCGGAUUUGCCAAUAUCCUAACCGUCGCUCCCUCGAGGCGCGACAUAGCAUGCUGCUCCGAGCUGGGCACUUUCGAAUGCGCCGCUGGUCUACUGGGAAUCGCCCAGCUGGGCGUGCAGUGGAUCUCCUUUGCGUUGAUCCUUGUCUUGUUCCUCGUCUUCUUCCGCUACAGCGACGCCAACAUUCCUGAUGAGGAGCUCGUCGACACCCCGCCGUCGUGGCAUACCGCCAUCAUGGUCGGCUUGCUCUGCCUGCUGCACGGCCUGCUGGUCAUAAUCCUGACCGUUGUCUUCACCGUCGCCCUCCGCGACCACCUCGACUUCUGGGCUAAUCUUCUCGGGGUCAUGGCGGCAGCCCUCGCCGCCGUGCAGUACAUUCCCCAGAUCUGGACGACGUACCACAUCAAGCACGUCGGGAGUCUAAGUAUCCCGAUGAUGUGCAUCCAGACUCCGGGCGGCUUCCUCUUCGCCGGCAGCCUGUUUGUAAGACUGGGCUGGGAGGGCUGGAGCACCUGGGGCAUCUUUAUCCUUACCGCACUCAUGCAGGGCGCCCUUCUCGUUAUGGCCGUCUACUACGAGUUCCAGGAGCACCACGGCGAUGUACACUCCCCGGCGCUCGUCGACGAACCCAGACGGCCCAACCCAAUCAGGACCUACUCGGAGGGCUGGGAGCAGGGUCUCCCCGGCCCGUAUACGGCCCAUCCCGAGCGGUACGCCGACACGGAGGAGGAGCUGGAGCGGUUACAAGACAGGGAAGAGCGGCAGGUCGAAAGGGAGACGAGACCCCUUCUUCGCCCGGGCGGCAUUGGCGACCCGCACAAGAACUACAACGCCACAGACGACUAA
This is a messenger RNA of Colletotrichum higginsianum IMI 349063, 1038 nucleotides long. Its product is annotated as ATP synthase F0. Bases 1 to 1038 code for a protein of 345 amino acids. The record is from RefSeq and is a predicted model, not a curated record. Lineage: Eukaryota; Fungi; Ascomycota; Sordariomycetes; Glomerellales; Glomerellaceae. The transcript has 3 exons.